Messenger RNA from Xiphias gladius (swordfish), 3114 nucleotides. RefSeq names its product coiled-coil domain containing 173 (gene cfap210). The record is from RefSeq and is a predicted model, not a curated record. NCBI's taxonomy places the organism in Eukaryota, Metazoa, Chordata, Actinopteri, Istiophoriformes, Xiphiidae. The transcript has 9 exons. The coding region runs from base 149 to 1840 and encodes 563 amino acids.
UUAGCUGCUCUUUCCCCUCCACGCGAAGGCGUGUUUUGCGUACUGUUACCCCUCUUGGGUGUCUUUGACUUUCACUCGGCAGAAUGAAGCAUGUGCAGAGAUUGCUGAUGCCGGCAACUCACACGGGUAGAGUUUUAUCGAGUUACCAAUGAAAGGAGAACCAGCUGCUCGAAAUACAAUUGUCUCCUUCAACAUCGGAAAGUGUGCCGGUAAUAUUGUGACCUGUAUUGACUCCUCAAUCCCUUUGUCUUCAGCAGAGGAACCCAGCAGGACGAUCCAGCCACCUGAUCUCCGACAAGUCACUAUCUUAACCAAGGCCGAAUGGCUGAGGAUUCAAGAUGAAUUGAACCGGGUUAAUAAAGACAAGGAGAGUAUGAGAGAGGCAGCGAGCCAGAGAGAAGCCUUGCACCUGCAAUCAAAAGAGGUGGUGAAACUGUGGUCCAAUACCAUCGCUGGUCAAAGGCAAAAGAAUCUGGAGGCAAAGAAGAUUCGGGAGCAGAUUGAGGAGGAGAAAAGGAAACUGACUGAUAUAGAAGAGGCCAAAUACCAGGAACAAAAGCGUAAAGAGGCCAUUGAAAAAGCCAAGACUCAGCUGUAUUAUCAAACCGACCGCGUCAAAGGAUUACAUCGUGCACUCAUGCUGACAGAAGUGCUGAAGGAGAGGGAGGCUCAGAUUGAACUGAAGCAAAGAAUAAAGAGUGCCUCUAAAGAUGUGGACAAAGAAUUCAUGCAUAUAUCAAAGACCAGAGAGGAUGAGGCACUGAGAAGGGAGCAGGAGAAAGCACAUCAGAAAAAGCUUGAGAGACAGGCUGUUGCAGAGAACCUGAAAAAGCAGAUCAAGGAAAAUGAGUUGGCGAGACAGCGACAAAAGACUGAGAACAAGAAAGACGGAGAGGAAAUCCAACGCCAUCAAGAACUCUAUCAGUGGGAGCAAAGAAUGGAGGAAAGAAGACAAGCAGAGCAGAAGAGAAACCUUAUGCAAGGUCACCUGGAACAUCUCACCAAUAGAGACCUCAUAAGAGCAGCAGAUGCACAAAAACACGCGGCUGAAGAGGAGCAAAGGAAACUUUAUCUCUCUGCGAAACAAAAAAUGAUGAAGUUAAGGAAAGACAAAGAAAUGGAGAUUUUUAGAGAGGCCCAGAUGCACAGAGAGAGGAUCAUGAACAAACUGACAGUCACGCAGCAGGAGCAAACCGUCAGUGAGGAGCAGAGGCUUGCUAAGGCUGUUGCUGAACGGGAUGCAAAACAGGCGCAACAGCAGAGGGAGGAGGAGGAGAAGAGGUCUGCAAUGUUGAAGUCGAUCACUGCACACAGAGAAUUCAUGAGAAAGGAAAAGGAGCAGAGGGACAAAGUAGCACAACAGAACAUGCGAGACACGCUUCAAGCCAAGAGAGAGGCCGACAGAAUAUUUUCUGAGAAGCAACAACUGAAGACUCAGAGGAUCAGGGAAGAUGAAAGAAAAUUACAAGAAUUCAAUGCCACACAAAUGGCUGCAAAAAUUGCCAGGCAUCAGCAGCUGAGAAGAGAGGAGCAUGAGUUUGAGGCCAAGAACACAGACCUUGUUGCUACCGAGGAAAACCAAUUUCAACAGUACGCACAGCACAUUAUCGAUGCAGCGGCAGAGGCUCAGCGAAAUGUUUUUCCACUUUGCAAAGCUGCGAGGGAAGGGAUUGGAGGAGGGCUGGGUCCCGUUUGUAGCGGUGUCAGGCCUAGCUACCUCGUUCAGGACUGUAGUGGUGCUCAGAUGCCAAACUAUGUCUCUGGUGCCACCGAGAACAUUAAAAAGCUUAAUGAAGCUGUAGAUAUUCAAGAAGCAAAGAGGAGACUCGGGUUUAUGUAGUGAUAGAUCACUCCCAGCUGGCUAUUUUCGUUCCAAGAAUGUUUCCUUAAAUUUACCAUCUCUGAACACACUGAAUGUUAUAACAUUCUUAAAAUACUUUGACCAAGGCUGUGUCUGAAAUUACUCCCUCAUUCACUACUAACAUAGUGAAUAGUAAAUUGGGAUUAUGGACGCUUGAAUUCUCAUGAUUUUGAUCAUGACUGACACGUGGAGUCUCACAUGACUUUAGCCUGGUGGCCUAGGUGUUAACGGCGCCGACCCUGAACCAGAAUGUCUCUGGUUGGAGUCCAGCCUGGGACCUGUCGCUUGGCUGUCGUUCUCAUCUCAUUACUGACGGCAUAAAAAUGCCUAAAGACUACUUACUAAAAUACAAGUAUGUGAUGACAGAAUCAAGUCAACUCAAACCAGACAAAUAGCAUGCUAAAUACAGCCAAUUUCUGAGUGGGCUGUUGAUGGAUACUAUUCUCCCACAAUGCAGUGCACAAAGGAAAUGGUGGAACUGCUCACAGAUGGCAAAAAUUUAAGCAAACUGUGGAUAAUGGUGAAGCAGCUCCAGAAAGAUAUUGAAAAGCAAAAACAAGUUAUCAAGACAUUAUUUUUUCUUUUUUUUCCCUGAAGUUUAACUUAGUGAGAUUCCAAAAUCACAGUGAUGGACAUCUGACACAUAUUGUAUAAUUUCCUGUUAGUAUUAAAAAAACAACUAUUCUACUGCUUUAUACUAACUGCUAAAACAGUAUACUAUAACAUUUAGUGUGUAGAACAUACUGUGUAGAAUCAGUAUGUUGUACGAAUUUGGGACACAGCUCAAUUUCUCCUCUCCUUACAUUUUUGAGGGCACUAUGCAGUGCAUGAUUUUCACUCAUACAGUACACUAUACACACCGCACUGUACACUAUAAGAGGGAGUGACUUCAGACACAACUAAAAACUUUUAGGGAUGUUAUUCAAAGUGUUCAUUAGGUACAUGAUGUAUGUGCUCUGGACAAUGUUCUCUGAUAGUUGCGGUCAAAAUACUCUACAGUUUAAUCACAUAAAGUGAUCUGUGAACGUUUCACAUCAGCUGCCCCAAGCAGACAUGACAACUUGUCUGGGCUAACAAUAUGGACUCUGGUUUCCCCUGAUCCAAGCAAUUUACUACUACUGCAUUUAACAGUGCAGUGUAAAUUCGCUAUAAUAAUGUAAUUACUGUGUGUUGCUAUGUUGGAUGAUAAUAUUUUAGCCUCCAAAAUGAUAAUUGUUGUUUGUUUGUUUGUGUUAUAAUAGUAACAGCAUUUA